UUGCCGCUAACGGAGCUGGCUAGCUGAAGGGCUCGGAAUUCUGUUGUCGGUGACACAAAUCCAAGUCCAUCUGUGGUUGUAAACAGACUGGACGACGCAUUAUUGAGGCGGCGAGCCCUUAGUCGAGAGUCUAUAUGCUAAAUAUGUGGAAAGUCCGAGAACUGGUGGAUAAAGCCACUAAUGUGGUGAUGAACUACUCUGAGAUCGAGUCCAAGGUGCGAGAGGCCACCAACGAUGACUCCUGGGGUCCCUCUGGACAGCUCAUGGGAGAGAUCGCCAAAUCCACGUUCAUGUACGAGCAGUUCCCCGAGGUCAUGAACAUGCUGUGGACCAGAAUGCUGAAAGACAACAAGAAAAACUGGAGGAGAGUUUACAAGGCCUUACUACUACUUGCAUACCUCAUCAGGAACGGAUCGGAGCGAGUUGUCACCAGUGCGAGGGAACACAUCUACGACCUUCGCUCCUUGGAAAACUACCAUUUUGUCGAUGAGAGUGGGAAGGACCAGGGCAUCAACGUGCGUCAGAAGGUGAAGGAGAUGGUGGAGUUUGUCCAGGAUGACGACCGGCUCCGGGAGGAGAGGAAGAAAGCCAAGAAGAACAAGGACAAGUACAUCGGCGUGUCCUCGGACAGCACUGGAGGAGGAUUCGGCAAGACCAGCCCGGGCGAAAUGUUUGACUCGGAGCCCAAAGGGAAGUGGGAUGAGGACUGGGACAAGAGCAAAGGAGCCUUCCCCUUCAGCGAGAAGCUGGGAGAGAUCAGCGACAAGAUCGGCAGCACCAUCGACGACACCAUUAACAAGUUCCGCAAGAAGGAGAGGGAUGACUCGCCCGACAGAAUCAGUGACAACGAGGAGGACAGGGUAUCGCGGAACGGCCGGCCGUUGUCGGGGUCAGGGAGUCUGUCGGGGGUGGAGUUCAAAGACGAGGAGGAGACUGUUACGACCAAGAGCAUCCAGAUCACCCAGGCAACAGAGACCACCACCACCACCACACGCAAACGGGGCGGCGUCCCGUCCAAAACCGUGGACCUGGGGGCCGCCGCCCACUACACAGGGGACAGGAGCAGUCUGGACGCAGACGACGCAAAGACGUCGGUCAGCCAGACUUCAAGCAGUGGCCUUGCAGACCUUCUGAUGGUGGACUCUGGGUCCAGUCAGGCGGCACCAGCAGGUGGAAGUUCAGACCUCAUCGGUGGCUUUGCUGACUUCUCCUCCCCAGCUGCCUCAGCCAGUCUCCCUUCAUCAGCCGGGCCAGGGUCCAAUGGGAACGGUGAGUUUGGGGACUGGAAUGCGUUCUCCAGUCCUCCGGCCACCACCACUCCGUCUCAGCCAAUCACACACCUGUUUGGUAGCAUCCAGCCUCCCCCAGCCUCGGCCCCCACCCCGCCAUCAGCUGAGCUCUUUGACCUAAUGGGCUCCAAUCGUACCUCCCUCAGCGCCUCCCAAAGCAUGACCUUCUCCAUGUGUGGUACCCAGAGUGUGGGCGCCGCCAACACCGGCCUGCCCAUCUCCAGAUCACAGAACUUUGGGCCAAUGCAGGGGGGCUUAUUGCCGCAGCACAUGGGACUCCAGAAGCCCUCCCUCCCCCCCACAUGGUCGGACCCCAGCGUCAACAUCAGCCUGGACUUCCUGUCUCCUGGUAUGCAGUCGGCCAACUGUAAGCCAAGCCUCAAUAUGUUACAGCAAGAUCCCCUGCUUCCAGGAGUCCAGUCACCCAUCAACCUGGCUCAGAGUUUUGGAGGCCUGAAUAUGAACAUCCAGCCCACAGCCACACCCAUCAGACCUCCGAUCAACCCCAUGAUGCCCGCCAGGGCCAUAGGCCUGGGCAUGCCUCCCACCAUGGCAACGGGUACCAUGGGGAUGGGCGCUGUGGGAAUGGGAGGAAUGCCUGUCAAUCAGGGAAUCAUGGGAAUGAACCUGGGCGUGGCCCCCUCAGGCAUGGGCCUGCAAGGCACCCUGGGUAUGCCAGGAAUGGGCAUGGGGCAGCCCAUGGUCAACACUGCCAUGAUGCAACCCAAACAAGAUGCCUUCGCAAACUUCGUCAACUUCGGGAAAUGAGAGUGCUGAAGGAUUUGUGUGGAAGAGUAUGUCAGAAUACACAAUUUUGAAGGAAAAGCUCAUACUUGAAAAAUAUCUGAUGGUGUUACCCUUCAAUCCCUACUUUUUAUAUAUACAGGUAACUGCCAAAAUAAUGGAAACACUUAAAGUAAAUAGUAAAUAUUGAAAGCAGGUGUGGUUCCUGAUUUUAAUUAAGCAAUUAAUAUCCCAUCAUGCUUAGGGUCAUGUAUACAAAUGCUGGGCAAGCCAUUAUUUUGGCUACCAUGGCUAUGCACCCGUAGGAUGACAAUACCCUCAUCCACAGGGCGUGAGUGGUCACAGAAUUGUUUGCUGAGCAUAAAAACGAUGUGAACUUUAUGCCAUUGCCGAGUCACCAGAUCUCCACCCAAUGUAACACUUAUGAGAGAUUCUGGAGCGGUGCCUGAGUCUGUUUUCCACCACCAUCAACAAAAUACCAAGUGAUGGAAUUUCUUGUGUAAGCAUAGUGUCACAUCCCUCCA
Molecule: messenger RNA, 2557 nt
Organism: Salvelinus namaycush (lake trout)
Lineage: Eukaryota; Metazoa; Chordata; Actinopteri; Salmoniformes; Salmonidae
Product: clathrin interactor 1-like
Exons: 12
Coding region: 135-2057 (640 amino acids)
Biological process (GO): endocytosis
Cellular component (GO): endosome; clathrin vesicle coat; plasma membrane
Molecular function (GO): phospholipid binding; clathrin binding
Source: RefSeq, a predicted model, not a curated record